AUGGUCAAGUACUUCCGUCUCUUCGGACUCGCGCUCGUCGUGUUUGCUCAUUGCGGCGCCCUUUCGUCUCCAGCCGUCAGAAAGCCACCUCAGUCGGCGUCGCUGGACUUGGACCAAGCCGCCCAACCGAAAACUGACGACAAACGGAUGCGUCAAGAGGCCGACGUCACCAAUCUGGCCGUCAGUGAAGAGAGGGCAGCGUUCAACGUUGGCCCGCCGACUGAAAAGGGCAUCAAUCGUCUGAUAUCCAAGCUCGCGAAUUGGCAUUGGGUCAAGGAUGCGUGGCAGAAGCUGAAAACCUCAAAGCUGGUGAAAGCACUAGGACGUUGGCUAUUCAAAAAGCGGAUAUUGAACAUGGGGGUGCCGAAAGGAAGGAUGCUCACGUUUGACGAAAAGGUUGUGAUUGCUAAAGUGUUAGUUCACAAAGUGGAUACACACGAGGAGAUGUACACACAAGGUAUCCGUCCAGAUCAUGUCGCAGCAGGGUUGGGACUGACGGUGAACGACUUAGAAACAACAGGUGGUGCGGCACAACUUGAGAAGAUAAAAGAACGGGUUUUGUACGAAACGUUUAAGGACCAUGCCGAAAAAAAGCAGGAGGCCUUAAAGACGUAA
Molecule: messenger RNA, 615 nt
Organism: Peronospora matthiolae
Lineage: Eukaryota; Oomycota; Peronosporomycetes; Peronosporales; Peronosporaceae
Source: the annotation of a GenBank genome assembly